AGAGGCGGUGCGGGCGCGCGGCGACAGGGGCCGGGCCGAGGCGAGCACCGCGCGGGCCACCAUGGCCACGGACGAGCUGGCCAGCAAGCUGAGCCGGCGGCUACAGAUGGAAGGCGAGGGCGGCGGCGAGGCCCCAGAGCAGCCCGGCCUGAACGGGGCGGCGGCGGCGGCGGCGUCCGGGGCGCAGGACGAGGCGGCCGACGCGCUGGGCAGCGCGGACGACGAGCUGAGCGCCAAGCUACUGCGGCGCGCCGACCUCAACCAGGGCAUCGGCGAGCCCCAGUCGCCCAGCCGCCGCGUCUUCAACCCCUACACCGAGUUCAAGGAGUUCUCCAGGAAGCAGAUCAAGGACAUGGAGAAGAUGUUCAAGCAGUACGACGCUGGCCGGGACGGCUUCAUUGACCUGAUGGAACUAAAGCUCAUGAUGGAGAAACUCGGAGCCCCUCAGACCCACCUGGGCCUGAAAAACAUGAUCAAGGAGGUGGACGAGGACUUCGACAGCAAGCUCAGCUUCCGGGAGUUCCUCCUGAUUUUCCGCAAGGCGGCGGCCGGGGAGCUGCAGGAGGACAGCGGGCUGCACGUGCUGGCCCGGCUCUCCGAGAUCGACGUCUCCACCGAGGGCGUCAAGGGGGCCAAGAGCUUCUUUGAAGCCAAGGUCCAGGCCAUCAACGUGUCCAGCCGCUUCGAAGAGGAAAUCAAGGCGGAGCAGGAGGAGAGGAAGAAGCAGGCAGAGGAGAUGAAGCAGCGGAAGGCAGCCUUCAAGGAGCUGCAGUCCACCUUCAAGUAGCGAGGGGCUGCGGCCCGACCGCCUGGCCCAGGCCCAGGCCCAGGCCCGGAGCCCAGUCCAGCCGGCGCGGGUGGGUGAGGGCGGGCAAACUGGAGGCCCAGCCUGAGUCCUCGGCUCUGUCUGAAGGGACCAUGCUGAAAAGCCCUACAAACGUCUGUGAUUGCAGCCAGUCGAGGGGUCUCACAGAGGUGGCCUGGCCUCUCCCUGCCCCCACCGCUGCUCCUGAGGCUGUGACCCCAGCGCUGGCUCCCUGCCUGGCCCAGAGCUCCCUGGCGUCCCUGAGUCCCUCUCGCACCCCUGGCUGUCCCCUGCCUGCUCCCGCGCUGCUCUGCCCGUGAGCCUGCCCACCACGCGCCCCCUCUCUUCCUCAUGCCUCUCCCUGUCACCCCUCCCCCACCCAGAGGCCCUCAGCCCCUUCCUAGGCUGGGGGAGUGGCAGAUGGCACGAACUGCGGCUGGCUCCGUAGAGUGGGACCUAAGGAGCAGAUCGGAGGCACGAGGGAGCUCCACCCCCGCACCUGUUCCCCAGCCCCGUCCCUCCCUGCUGGAGUCGAGGGGCCGGGGAGAGGCUUCUAUUUUUAUGAAGGGACCCGAGCCCCUGGGACCCAGCCAGGCAGGGUGAAGGGACAGCUGUGUCAAUCUACCUCACGAGCCCACACUUUCCCAGCCAAGCUUUGGGUCAUGGGCAGGGAAGGCUCUGGGGGCAGAAACACCGCUCCCUAGUUCCCCAGGGACAACCUGAGGGUCCCAGGGGCUCUGCAGAGAGCAGCGUGGGGAGGAGGGGUUGGCCCCUCCCAGGGACGGAGACCGGCACGGUCUCCAUUCUCCAGGAGGCGCCCAAGAAGUGCUUUAAGAAGCUUGCGUGGACCAAGCAGUGGGGACCAGGGGACCUCCCUCCACCCUUUCACACUAUCCUUCCCCAGAGUGACAUUAAUCGCCUUGUCACCAGCGACGGGACCUAUCCCGUCACACCCACCCCCCGAGGAAGCAUGGGGACCCCAGCCCUCCCUGUGCCACCGGCCGGGUCCUGCACAGCUCCCAUGUGCUUGCUCACGUGUGUGCGUGUCUGUGUGUCUGUUGUUGUGUCGUGAAACUACCCAUCAUGCAGUCCAAACAGUGGCCAUCGAGGCCACAGUUAUGCAACUUCCAGUGUGUCGUGACAGCGUCACUGCUUUUUAAACUCGAUAACUUUAUUUUAGUAAAAUGCCCCAAGAGUCCAUGAGACUCCCAUUGGACUUGCAGAGGUUUAUUUUCUUGGCCUUAGAAUCUGCAGAGAUUAGGAGGUACUGACCCCCGUGCAGCAGCCUUGGCCCUGGAUUGCGUUUGCCUUAGCCAUGCGUUUAUACAGAUGAAUAUAAAGAGUUCUUUUUUUGGCUUAUUGCUUUUUUUUUUCUUCCUCUCUUCUCACUCCCCUCCUCCCCCAAAAAGCUACUUCUUCAUUUGGUGGUACGAUUAUUUUUUUUAACUAAAAUAAGAUAAACAUUCUAUAUUCUUA
Pteronotus mesoamericanus is the source of this 2281-nucleotide messenger RNA. RefSeq names its product EF-hand domain family member D2 (gene EFHD2). Gene Ontology annotation, molecular function: calcium ion binding. The record is from RefSeq and is a predicted model, not a curated record. The transcript has 4 exons. Lineage: Eukaryota; Metazoa; Chordata; Mammalia; Chiroptera; Mormoopidae. Bases 62 to 787 code for a protein of 241 amino acids.